AUGCGUGUUCAUCCCAUCGUGGCUUUUCUCAUAGCCACUUUGGCGACCUGUGUGUUCGCCAGGAUUCAUGGCGCUGCUCCUGUGUAUACGGCUUCGAUUGAACAAUCCCAAGAAGGCACCGAGUCUCGAUUAAACACCCGCGAUGCGCCUAACAACUUGGACUAUCGCUGUGGUCCCAAGAUCGGCAAAUGUCCUGUGGGUACAUGCUGCUCCGGAGCCGGGUUCUGCGGCACAUCCAAGGCACACUGUCGCUCCCCAGACUGCAAGAUCGACUAUGGCAAAUGCGACGCUCAUCGAACACCCAAUGGACCCCCAACUAAAGAAAUCCCCCGUCCACGUGUUGGUAAAGUUCCAUAUGCUCCUCGUGAGAUUCGUUCAUGCGCUAUUCCCGGAACUGUUGCGUUAACAUUCGAUGAUGGACCAACCCGUUACACGGGCGAUUUGCUCGAUCUGCUAGAUAGAUACGAUGCAAAGGCAACCUUCUUCAUUACUGGAAUUAACAAUGGAAAGGGUCCGAUCGAUGACCUCUCGUUGCCUUGGGCUUCGCUGAUCGAGCGCAUGCACUCGAGCGGCCACCAAAUUGCCAGUCACACAUGGUCGCAUGAGGACCUUAGCGUGAUCACACCCUCGCAACGCGCUGAUCAAAUCGAGAAGAAUGAAGCAGCGCUGCGCAAUAUUCUCGGAUACUUCCCUACUUACAUGCGGCCACCCUAUUCCAGCUGCAGCCCUGACACGAAUUGUGGAAACGAGCUGGGUGAGCGUGGGUAUCACAUCAUUUUGUACGAUAUUGACACGGAUGACUAUAAGAAUGAUAGCCCAGAUCUGAUUCAGCGGUCCAAGGACAUUUUUGAUCACCAGGUUCUUAAAAGCGAUCCACUCACCAAAUCUUGGCUUGUCAUUGCCCAUGAUGCCCAUGAACAAACUGUCCACAACCUUACUGAGCACAUGCUCCAGGGAAUCAAAAGUCAAGGCUAUCGCGCUGUCACUGUCGGUGACUGCCUCCGAGAUCCAAGGGCUCUUUGGUACCGCAAGGAUACCCGGAUGCCAGCUCGCAAGAGAAAGCCAAAGAAGAGCGCUUCGGCAGAUCCCAACAAGCCAAUCUCCUGGGACGGCUCCUGUGGUUCUAAUUACACUUGUCUCGGGUCUAAGUUUGGCUUUUGUUGUGACAGUACGAACUCGUGCGGCAACACUACUCGCCAUUGUGGAAAUGGCUGCCAAAGGGAUGCCGGGUAUUGCUCCGUCCAAGCUCCUUUCAAUGGGGAUGCCUGGGAUCCACAGGUUUCCAAACCGAAGGAGCACAAAUCGGAGGCGGAUUCUGAUCUCCGCAAGAUUGGUACCGCGGCUGCAACGGCGUUGUUCCUUGCUUUGCUUGUCGCGAUGUGGUUGUGA
Molecule: messenger RNA, 1389 nt
Organism: Penicillium paradoxum
Lineage: Eukaryota; Fungi; Ascomycota; Eurotiomycetes; Eurotiales; Aspergillaceae
Product: chitin deacetylase CDA6
Exons: 2
Coding region: 1-1389 (462 amino acids)
Biological process (GO): carbohydrate metabolic process
Molecular function (GO): chitin binding; hydrolase activity, acting on carbon-nitrogen (but not peptide) bonds
Source: RefSeq, a predicted model, not a curated record